Messenger RNA from Xiphophorus couchianus (Monterrey platyfish), 8911 nucleotides. It is a transcript of the gene bicdl1, whose product is annotated as BICD family like cargo adaptor 1. The transcript has 11 exons. The record is from RefSeq and is a predicted model, not a curated record. NCBI's taxonomy places the organism in Eukaryota, Metazoa, Chordata, Actinopteri, Cyprinodontiformes, Poeciliidae. Bases 452 to 2302 code for a protein of 616 amino acids. Gene Ontology annotation, biological process: Golgi to secretory granule transport; vesicle transport along microtubule.
ACUGGGAAAGGGAUUUGAGAGGCGUCGGGGUCGCGCUCACCGUGUUUGGCUGGCAGGUGCCUGCUUUCACCAGGUUCAGCAUCAUGGGGGAUCCUGGACCCCGAGACGAGAUGGACCCUCAUCGAGCGACCACAGCACAGGGACCGUGCAGGCGGUUCGUACCGGGGCAGAGGAGAGCUGUCAUGUGUCAGUAAGUGAGCCGCAGAGAAGGCGGUGUUUUCUGGGAGUCAAUCAGAGCUGGAGUCACUGCUUGGUAGGUUAACGAAGAGAGACGGACGUGGGGAAACUGGGAAGCCGGCCUAACUUAAAUAAAUACCGCAUUGAACUGAGCGGAAACAAUGAAUAAAUUGGUGAUUACGAGCCGGUCCGGUCAGCCUGGGCGAAUCGGAACAGGCUGGGCUCGUCCAGUGUGAAGUCGGCUCCCAUCUGUUGACUUCUCCGCCGGGCGGCGAUGUCCGCUUUCUGCCUGGAUUUGCAGAGAUCUGCCGUGGUUUCAGCACCACUAGAGCUGGACAGCGACUGCAUGGAGCCGCCGGCCAGCCCCGGCGCUCAGGAGCCCGGCGGCUUUCAGGGCCACCCGCCGCCGCGGCGCGCCGGCUCCGGAGGCCUCGGCACGGCCUUGGAGGAGGAACUGGCCAUGAUCACCGGGGAGCGGGGAGUCGACGAGGAGCUGGCGGAGCUGGAGGCGCCAGCGGUGGGGCACAGCGCAGACAUGCUGUUGCUCUUCCGACAAAAAGAGAAGGACUUGGUUUUAGCAGCUAAACUGGGCAAAGCGCUGCUGGAGAGAAACCAAGACCUGACCAAGCAAUACGAGAAGAUGCACAAAGAUCUGUGUGAGAAGUUGGAGCACCUGGAGCAGGAGAAGCACGAGUUGCGGCGGCGCUUUGAAAGUCGAGAGGGUGAGUGGGAGGGCCGCGUGGCCGAGCUGGAGACGGACGUCCAGCACCUGCAGGGCGAGCUGGAGCGCCACCAGGUCCAGCUCAGGGAGGCGGACAGGGACAAGACCAAGGCCAUCAGCGAACUAUCUGAACAGAACCAUAGGCUGCUGGAGCAACUCAGUAGGGCUGCAGACGUGGAGAGGCAGCUGUCCACUCAGGUCCAUUCAUUACGGGACGACUUCAGGGAGAAGAGUGUGUCUACAAGGCAGCACAUGACACGCCUGGAGACGCUGCAGGCCGAGCAAGGGCUAGAAAUUAAGAUGCUGUCGGAGAGGAAGAUGGAGCUGGAGCGCCGGGUGACCGCCAUGAUCGAGGAGAACGAGCUGCUGCAGAACACCGUGGACGACCUCCGGGAGCGGAUGCUGGUGCUCGAGAAGCAGCGCCACGAAAAGGACCUUCAGUUGCGACAAAGCCAGCUGGAGCUUCAGGAGGCCCAGGUGUCCCACAGACAACUGACGGCUAAGUUGGCCGAGCUGACGGAGGAGCACAGUCUGCAAACCUUCAGCCCCCACCCGUCCAACCUGCUGUGUGAGAUAGAGCAGAGCAUGGAGCAGGAGGAGCAGGAGCAGGAGAGGGAACAGCUGCGUCUACAACUUUGGGAGGCCUACUGCGAAGUUCGCUCGCUCUGUUCCCAUCUCCGAGGAAACGAUGUCACGGACUCGGCACUCUCCACGGACUCGUCCAUGGACGAGUCCUCGGAGACGUCCUCGGUGAAGGAUGUGCCUACAGGGAGCCUUCACACCAGCCUGUUAGAGCUACGGAGGCUAACACAGAAUCUGCUGGAUGGGAAUGAGUCUACGGGUUCACGGCGCAGUGAUGAGGAGGCACUAGAGGAGCAGGUGAGGAAGAUGGGAGAAGAACUGCAGGAGGUCAGAGAGCUUUAUGAAGCAGAGCAGCACAAAACACGCGGCAACGAAGAGGAGCUGCUGCAGAUGCACAAUCAGAUGGCGCUGCUCUCCAUUGAGAUCUGCUCUCUGAGGGAAGAGAACGAGCGAAUGAGGGCGAUGGCAGACGUCCGAGAACCCAGUGAGCAGCUCCAGAGCGCCAUCAGAGACCGAGACGACGCCAUCGCCAAGAAGAAAGCUGUGGAAAUGGAGCUGGCUAAAUGUAAAAUAGACAUCAUGUCUCUGAACAGCCAGCUUCUGGACUCCAUCCAGCAGAAACUCAACCUGUCACAGCAGCUGGAGGCUUGGCAGGACGACAUGCACAGAGUGAUUGACCAGCAGCUGAUGGACAAGCACCAGGACGAGUGGCGCUCGGUCCACGCCGCGCUGUCCGGAUCGUCGAGGAGUCAGUCCCCGAGGCGAGCUCGCCGCGUCUCUGAGCGGGACAAGAGACUUUUCUCUUUUUUCAAAAAGAACUGAGCCCUGUCGGAACUGGCCCUUAAAGCACAGAAGAGACACGCAGAGACAGACGGAGGUGAGGGAGUGUAUGGGUAAACAGCUCAGCCAAAGACAGGCAGUGGUAGGCAGGCGCUGAUGUUGGGGGGGAGGUUCAGAUAAUUUUGCACUUUAUCUGUCCCAUUGCUCUGCUCCUUACUGAAAGGGAAUGAAGGUAAAAAUAAAAAUCAACACUUCCCCAGAGGCUUUGGCUCAGCAAUCCACCCUAAAGAGCGCUUCGCUUUCUGGUCUUACAGAACAGGACAGGGUCACAAAGUUUACCUCCAUAGAGGAAGGUUUCCUUGUAGUGCCUACAAAACCCACUGCCAACUCUGUAGAGGUGGAGAACAAUGUUAAAGCGCUACAGCAUGAACAGUAUGCAUCUCAGUUAUCAGGCCGAGGAGGCUGGGGAAAGGCAGAAGUUUGAAGUAUUAAGUUAGAGCUCAGAGUAUAAAGAGAAGUUCUGGCAGUGACAGAGUGCAGUGACACAACGAUGGGGAGUCUCUCAGGUUUAUUCAUGUGUCAGGGGAAAAACGGAGCGUGGUGUGUUCAACACAACUGGAAAAGGUCAAUUCCCAAAUGGAAGAAUAUAAAUAGAGAGGAUGACUUACGGGCACUGCGAUGGACUGGUGACCUGUCCAUGGUGACCCCGUCUCUGACCCAUUGACCAGUAGAGAUAGGCACCAGAACCCCUCCCGACCCCACUAGGGUCAAGGGUGUAUGAUGAUGGAUGGAUUGAUGGACAGACUUAUGGGCAUUUUAAAAAUGCAGUUCUAAAAGUGUAAAUUAAAAAAAGAAAAAAAGUUUUUCUUCAAGAAACCUCUGACCAUCUUAGCUAUUGCAGCUAGUUGCUUUGAUUGCAGUAGAUCUCAGACUGAGUUUCUAAGUGCAAAGCAAGUUUUUUUUGUUUUUUUUUUUUUAAACAAAGCAGCUAGCCUGAUAAAAUCAAGCCCCUUCUGCUACAUUAUUUGCUAAGUACAGAGGGUCUAUUGAGAACCGCUUCCUGGGCUGUGUUGAGGUUUUAUAUUUUGCAAUUAGACUGGGAUUUUUCCCUGACUUUUGGCACCAGUUUUGUGGGAAAUUUCACAAAUUGUAAUUUGUGUUUUAACAAUUUUAUUGUAAACACCAGGAAAACUAAAUUAAAAAAAAAUAACUUUUCAGUUUGUGGGAUGUUGUCGCGACCUCAAGAGACUCUCCAUCCUCGUCCCUGACAGAUGAAUAAACCUUUAUGGGGGGGUAGUAGAACUCCUUACAUCUAGCUUAGUGGUAUUACUUUCCUACUGCUCACAUCAUGGACAUCAUUUGAAGAAAAAGCACUGCUCAGUGUUGUCUCCGGGAUGUCAGCCAUCUUCCUAGUUGACCAAAUUUCUUGUUUACAUCAGUUUGAGAAGGGAUUAGGAUUUAUUAUAUGAACAAUAACUAUGAAUUCCACCGGUGAAAAGCAGUGCACCACAGCUGUCAGCAUUCAAUGUGACCGUUUGCAGUCACUCCUAGUGGAGAUGGUCUACCUCCAUUCCUCUCGCUUCAAUACUUCACAGGCACUUUGAUUUCUUAGCUUGCGGGCUUCCAUACUUGGGGGACAUUUCUGACUCCAUUGGUGAAACGCAACGAAGCGAGCUCAGAUGUUUGAGCGUGGAUGAUUUUCCGUGUGGCACAUUAAUGUCUCAUGUCUGUGCGUGUUUAAUGGAGCUGUGCAAACCUAUGCAGGUGUCUUCACGUCAUCUCAGCUGGUUGUUGGGAAGGAUCAACCCAAAGAGUGAUUUUUUUAAAAUGAAAAUGACAAAUAGGUUUGGAUGAUAUAUUUAUAAGAAAAAGCAUACUUUUUUGACAGAAAAUCUUUUUGUAGAGAGACAUAUCUGUACAAUGUUUUUGUCGACUGUUUUUAUGUGUCUUGUGAACUGAAACUCCUUCGAUGGACCGGGCAUCUUUUGGCUCCUUUUUCUUUCCUCUUUUGUCGUUUGGUGUCACACAAUGAGAGAAAUCCCAUAAAUUCAAAUUAUUUAUUCAAAUUCUCUAUCUAUAUGAUGCAAUUUACCGGACCUAAACACGAAAUUCUAAAAUGUCUGCACAUUUAAAUGGUCUAUACGGAAACUAACAGAGUUAUAUAUUCUUCUAUUUUUUUUUACGGAAGUGUUUAACUGGCCAAGCUAGUAAAUAAAUCCAGGAGCAGUAUCCCACUAAAAGAAGAAACCUUCUUGCUAAUGAUGAGAAACUUUCAAGUUUUUAUGAGUUUCACAUUUCAUUAUAACGAGAUACCGUUCUUGUAUUUAUUUAUUUCCUUGUUCUGGCAGUUAAAUGCUUCUGCAUGUAAACAGCUGUUUAGCUAGAUUUAGCUUAGCUUAAUUUGCCUUAUGUUAGCAAAUACUGGAAUUUAGAAAGGGGUGUACGCAGCUAGCUAAAGUUUAUAUUUUAGCAUCACUGUGAAUGUUACCACCCACAUUUAAAUCUAUUGAGCUAUAGAGCUUUGAUGCUUCAGGGAUAGAGCCUAACUAGCUGUGUCCCUGGUUUUAGAGAUAAGAUAGCCUAGCUUAUUUAAAGCUAGCUGGCACGAGUAAACAGCCCUAAAAGUCAAGUAUACUAAUUAAUGUAUGGGGCUUGUGAUUUUCAGGUAAUCUGUUAUUGGUAAUGACCUAAAAUUAAAAAGAAUUGGGACUGAGGUUCUGUUAAAAAUGUAUAAGCAGCUAAUAUCUUGACUGCAGUACAUAAUUAUCUCAGGGUCUUCAUCUGGCAUAAAUUGAGACCAGCUAAUCGUAGAGCCUGAAGCUAACGGCUAGUCUGAGAAGAGCCAACGGCAGCUUGUACCUCUGCACGUCUCUCCAUUCAACUAUAAGAAAUUUAAAGUGACUCUGUCAUUUUUUUUUUUAAUAAACUGUCACCAUUGCAUUGGAUGGUUUAAGUCUUUAUAGGGAAAUGGAGGUUGGAGGCUGUGCAGCACCAACUGUCUUCCUCUGUGAAAUAUACUGAGAAUGGAACAUGUGAAGCAUUUAUACAAACCUACCUAAUAGAAAAUGAAGGCAUAAAAGUUACAGUGGUGUACACUAAAACCUCUGUGUCAGACAGUUAUACUGACCGGAAACAUUUCCAUGUUUCAUCUCUUGAGUAGUCAGGAAGAUUUUUAGCGCCGCUCCACAUCCUACCUCCACAAUCGAUGUAUAUAAUCAACAGAUUUUUUUUGUAAAUAAGUAUCCAAGCCAAACAUGACAAUGAUUAACAGGCUCAAAUGAUAAAAUUUGCAUAAACCUAGAUGUUUUUGAAGUAAAAUUAAUUUUAAGAUGUCAGAAUUUCACUUUAAUCUUGACUCUUAGCUGCCUCCAGGAUCAAAUAAUCUGGAUGUGUUAGUAAAUGAAAGACUUAUGUACUAUACGUAAGAAUUAAGGUAAGAUAUUAACAACUUAAAAACAUAUAACAUAACUUCAACGAUGGACAGUCCCUGCAAGAGCCAUUUCAAGAGACAACAGUUUUGAAAAUGAACCAGUAGAUUAUUUCCAGGUCUUAGUCAGACUAGUGAAUAAUCAGUUUUAGUGUAAGCAUUUACUUACAAAAGAUAGACUUGAGAAGUUAUUUUUUAUCAAUAUUGUCCUGAUAGAACAAUUUACUCCAUACAUUAUAUAGCGAAACGAGACGCUAUUUCUCUUUAAGGUAAAGCAAAACGGCACAAUCAGCCCAAUUUAAAAUGAAAAAAAUUGUAACCUCAAACAUUAAUUUCUAACAUAAUAAUACUGGCCAGCAGAGAUGAUCACAAUCAUACCGUCAGUGUUUUUAUGUAACCAAUAAUCACAUUAGCCAACAUAUUGGAGUCAGCACUGGGACAAGAACUAAACUUCAGUUUCUUUGUUUUGAUUUUUUUUUAUGACACAACUUCAAGGAAAAAAGAAGAAGAAAAAAAAACGUUACGUUUGAUUCUGUUGAAUUUAUUUUGAUGUAAAUGCUGUCUUGUUUUUUUUUUCUGGUUGAUUUUGUCUCCGACACUGCAGACUGAAUGAAUUCUGAAAACAUGUCCAGUGUCUGUGUGUGUGUCUGGCUGGGCGUCCUGAUGCCGGCCGCCACAGAUUGAAGUGUGUGUCGCAGUGGGAAACACAGAGAUCCCAUUGAGUGCGUUUGUGUUACUCGUCUCCGACGUCGUUUUCGAAUCCAGUGCUUUCGGUGGGCUCAUUGUACUCCGUGCGAGUGCUUCCAUUCACCACUGACUGACGGCACUGUUUUAGUUACAAAAUACUUCAAGCUAUUCAAAAUAUUUAUCAUGCAAUUUUCUUAGCAUCCUUCUUUUUGUACGAAUAAACUCUUUACAAAUCCUCGCGUCUCAGUCUCACUGAGUUGGAAGCGCUUGUGUUUGUGGUUCCCACAGUUGGACAAAUGGAGCUGCUGAUCCGUUUAAUCCUUCUGCUCAAUUACAGAAACAGUGCAUCAGACAUACCCGCCGCAGUUUGACUAUAUACUGUGCAAAUUGUUGCUGAUUAAAAAUGAGCAAAAAAGAAAAAAAAACAAAAACAUGUUUGUCUCUGAAAGGACAAAAAACUAUUUGUAGUUUUGAGUAAAUAUUGCAUGUAAAGAUUCAGACUCAGUGGACAUUUUCAUCCAAUGUCUGUUAACCACCAUCAUUUCCUAAACUUGACUAAAUGUCAAAUUACAAACACAAACUUUACUGUAUCUUAUUAGGAUUUUAUGUGACAGUGGGAAAUAAUAUGACUUAAUUAGCGCAAUGCUCAGGAGGAACGCUGCAAAUGAUGGUCGGACAGCGGGGAGGCGGAGGAGUUGGGGUGCUGUCCGGUCAGAGAGUCAGUUCCCGAAGCCACACACACACACACACACACACACACACAAUCAGAAAAGCGCACAUGGAAUCAGUGCAGCACCAUGAAAGAGUUAUGGGGUCCAAAUGACCCCAUCUCUUAAAAUUGCGGGAGGGUUAAAAAUAUUUGCAAAUCUAAAAAAAUAAUAUAGCAAACACAUGUAAAACUCCGUCUAGAUCAGGUUCAUCACCAAGUUAAAAUGUUUCAAGCCUUCAUUUUGUGUAACUUUAAGGAAUAGGACUUACAGAAAAUGAAAUCCUUAAAUCUAGUGCCUCAGAAAAUUUGAAUAUUACAGAAGAUCAAUUAGAAAAUAUUUUUUUUUAAAAAUGAAAUGCAAAUUUUACUUUCAUCUGAAAAGAGGACAUCGGACCACUGAGCGAGAGCGGAGUUUUUUCUCUCCUGGGUUCGACACGUCAGGAGCUCAGGAGUGGCUUCACAGCAAGAAUGUGACUCUUGAUGAACCUCUGGUCACCCCUUGAAUGGAUUUUGCUCGACAAGGCUGCCAUUAUCCCCGGUGCAUCUUUUCCUUUCACCCAGAUGAGACCAAAAUAUCACUUAUUGCAAAAUGCCUUUGGUGUUAGAACAAGAAUAUAUAAAGGAAAAAAAAAAAAGACGUAUUAAAUGGAUCUGGAAGCUAGUAUGAAAGAAAAUUUUGUUGGGAACCAGAUUUACAAAAACAUUCAAAAAACAAAUAAAGUUGCCAAAAGAAAUCCUUUAAAUGAGUGAAGCUGCUAUAUUUCUUGAUUUUUUUUUUUUUUUAGAAUUUUCAAAAUAGCUGUUUUUUUUUUUUUUACAGAACAACAAAAGACAUACUGUGACCUACCUUAAAAAAUGGCCUAAGUUGUUUUGUUUUUUGCCAGGUGACUAAUAUUUUUGUCUAAAUCUUUUGGAGAGAAAAAAAAAAAAGACCUGGUGAAAAAAAACAAAAAAACUUAAGCCAUUAUUUUAGGAAGGCGACAAUAUUAAAGUUAGUCAUGUCAGUAUAUUUAGUGCACUAUUUAUUAAACUGUAAUUAUUUUUGCUUCCUUAUUGCUUUCGCCAGGCUUCAAAAUCAACCUAAACACCAGUUCAAACUUUACACCAUCUUCAGAAAAAAACAACAAAACAAAGAGAUUGCUAAAAUGAACUCGGGACCAAAAUCAAUCAUUAUGUGUCAAAUAUUUAUUUCUUUAAAACGUUUGUUACUGAUUUAAUUCAUGUAGGGAAAACUGAAUAGUACAACUUUAUUUCUCCAGUGUACAGCGAACCACAGCUGACGAGUGUGUUGUUUCAUGACCCCAGCACACUGGGCAUGUGCAGCACAUGCACGAUUUGGUGCGCCAGUCGUGUGUGUAUCUUCUAUAUUGAAUAUAAACACACAUUUGUAUAUAUACACUAUACACCACGUGCGCACUACAUACACACAUGGUAGAGAGAAAUCAAAGUGUGGGCUUUCUGAUGCCUGUUGGCGCAAACCCACCAGAACCCGCAAAGAGUAUUUCCUCCUCCUCCAUCUUCAGUAAUGCUCUCCCAAUUUUAAAAAACAAAAACAACAAUAAAUGUCAGUAAUAGAUGCUGAUGGGAAAACAUGACUCGGGUCCAGGCGCAGGGGAUCCGGUGCUGCCGCUCGUUCCGCCACGUUGUUGCCAUGGACACCGAAAACUGACUGCUAACACUCGAACAGGUUGAGGAAGAGGGAGGGAGGGAGUGAGGAAGGGCUGGUGACGGAGAUCAAAACAUGACAUUAGUCACUAUUAAUGGAGAGAACACAGUCAGUUCUCGCUAGCUUUUACAAAAAAAAAAAAAAAAAAAAAAUUCCGCAAAA